AUGCAUGGACACUGGGGAGUCAAGUUCCCAGGAAGCAGCAGCGGUUCACCCACGGAGGACUGCGAGCUUUUGACUGCGACAUUUUUGAGCUCGCAGCACUUCUCCCCUCGAAUGUCGCUGAAGACGGACGCUCUGCCGCAGGUGAGUGGGGAGGAAUGACACACAUCACAUAUACACGCAGGAAGAAAGACGGGAAGAAAGAUGGAUACAGAUCUUGAUCUUCCCCACACGUGGGUGUGUGAUGCCCCUUGCAGCACUUCCCCCACUUCGCAGCCUGGUACGGCCAGACGCCGUCGUUUCUGUCAUGGGCGGACCCUUUAGCGCCGCUGCCUUCCUGCAUGGACGAGUGGCGGACGUGGUACUACGGCAUCGGGAGCGCUCUGCACGUUUGGCGCAUGAAGCAUGCCAACACUGACCUGCGGCAGGUGGUGGCUGAGUCGACCGAGCAGCUGAUGCUGUGCAUCAAGAUGAGAAACAUGUCGGCACACGAGCGGCCCAUGGCCAUGCGCGAGAGGCACGUCCUGCGGUUCCCGAAGGUCAACGACGUGUGGACCUACAGGCAGCCGCCCCCCAUGCCCGCACAAGUGCUCAUGUGA
Molecule: messenger RNA, 596 nt
Organism: Vitrella brassicaformis
Lineage: Eukaryota; Vitrellaceae
Source: the annotation of a GenBank genome assembly